Messenger RNA from Morone saxatilis (striped sea-bass), 288 nucleotides. RefSeq names its product progonadoliberin-1. NCBI's taxonomy places the organism in Eukaryota, Metazoa, Chordata, Actinopteri, Moronidae. Gene Ontology annotation, cellular component: extracellular region. Gene Ontology annotation, biological process: multicellular organism development. Gene Ontology annotation, molecular function: hormone activity. Bases 1 to 288 code for a protein of 95 amino acids. The transcript is spliced from 3 exons. The record is from RefSeq and is a predicted model, not a curated record.
AUGGCUCCACAAACCUUCGCACUGUGGCUGCUGCUCGUGGGGACGCUGCUGGGGCAGGGCUGCUGUCAGCACUGGUCCUAUGGGCUGAGUCCAGGAGGGAAGAGGGAACUGGACGGCCUCUCAGAGACACUGGGCAAUCAGAUAGUCGGGGGCUUCCCACACGUGGAGACGCCCUGCAGAGUUUUAGGCUGUGCAGUGGAAUCACCUUUCCCCAAAAUAUACAGAAUGAAAGGAUUCCUUGACGCAGUCACCGACAGAGAGAACGGACCCAGAACAUAUAAAAAAUGA